AUGCCCCGUUCAGAAGUAGGUACUCUUAAAUGGGUCUCCAAACAGAUUAAAGCAAAGGGUCUACAAAAAUUACGUUGGUAUUGCCAAUUAUGUGAAAAACAAUGUCGUGAUGAGAAUGGCUUUAAAUGCCAUAGAAUGUCUGAAGGCCAUCUACGACAAAUGGAGGUUUUUAGUGGGAAUCCAAGAAAAAUUAUGAAUGAUUAUAGUAGACAAUUUGAAAGCGCAUUUAUGCAGUUAAUGAAAACUCGAUACUCUCGUACAAGAAUACUUGCAAACACUGUAUAUAAUGAGGUUAUCCAUGACAGACAGCAUAUACAUAUGAAUGCUACUAUUUGGACAACACUCUCUGACUUUGUCAAAUAUCUAGAAGGGACAAAGAAAUGUAAAGCUGAGUAUACUGAACGUGGUUGGUAUAUAGAAUAUAUAGAUUAUGAAAGAUUAGAAAGAGAAAAAGAAGAGAAUAGAAAGAAGAAAUCAAAACAGCUACAAGAUGACAAAGAGAGAGCUAAGUUGGAGAUGUUAAUUAUAAAUUCAAAAAAUAAAAAGGAAGAUAUUACUUUAAAACCUACAGGAAUGCUAAGAAGUAAUAAAAUUGAUGAUCAAGAUAAAAUAACUUUUGAAAUAAAUAGUUCAAAUAAUAAUAUAGCUGUAAUUCAGUCUAAUUCUAUUUUAAGUGAUAUAUUUAAUCAGGAAUACGAUUCAAGUGAAGAAUCUAGUAAAACAAUUAUCCGAUCUAGUAGAAAACGAUCAAAUAGUUUUCCAAGGUAUCUAUUGGAUUGA
This is a messenger RNA of Cryptosporidium muris RN66, 780 nucleotides long. RefSeq lists its product as uncharacterized. Gene Ontology annotation, molecular function: double-stranded DNA binding. Gene Ontology annotation, biological process: DNA replication; DNA damage response. The transcript has a single exon. The record is from RefSeq and is a predicted model, not a curated record. Gene Ontology annotation, cellular component: nucleus. Lineage: Eukaryota; Apicomplexa; Conoidasida; Eucoccidiorida; Cryptosporidiidae. Bases 1 to 780 code for a protein of 259 amino acids.